Molecule: messenger RNA, 12877 nt
Organism: Oreochromis niloticus (Nile tilapia)
Lineage: Eukaryota; Metazoa; Chordata; Actinopteri; Cichliformes; Cichlidae
Gene: lg13h10orf71
Product: linkage group 13 C10orf71 homolog
Exons: 2
Coding region: 680-11950 (3756 amino acids)
Biological process (GO): positive regulation of calcineurin-NFAT signaling cascade
Cellular component (GO): Z disc
Source: RefSeq, a predicted model, not a curated record
ACCAUAGCACAUCCUCAGGAGAUUAGUGUUUUCUCCUGGUUUAGAUCUCGCAACCUCCUCACAAACUUGCAAUAUGUUUCCAGUUUACUGACAGUUAGUUCUGGCUGCUAAUGGCCAAUAGUAGCUGUCCAGAUUUAUAAAUAGUUGAGAGGCUGUUUGUUUCAUCCAUCUGACACUCGACACCAAAGGAUUUCACAGACCCGCAUGCUAGCCCGAGCCCUCAUUCUGGUCCCCCAUGGUGGACACUCUCCCUGGGACAACUCCUCUAUUUCUGUCUAGUCUCCAGCCCCGAGUCCUCCCUGCUGCCUGCUGCUCACAGUGGACUACAUAGAGGGAUUUUUUGGAUUUCUGAGAGCUGAAGCUGUGAGAGGGGACAGAUCAGAUCAGUGUCAAAGGCUUUUUUAGAGAGAUGAAACACUUUUGAGGAGUUUACAACAAGGCGCAAAUUAUGGAAUAUAAAACUCAAAGGAAAACAACAAACUCUGGGAUUGUUUUGGAGAGAGGCCAGCUAAAUGGCAUGAUGCCGUAGGAGCUACUGGCUUUACAAAAUCCUGACCCAGGGCCCUAAAUUCUGGGUGCAGCAGCUCCAGCAGCAGGCAGAGUGUGUAAUUUUGAGGUCUAUGUUUGCAUGAAUGUUUGAACAACUGAACGCAGACAUUUUUGUUUGCAAUUCUGCAUCAUGACCUCUGUUGAGAAGCGCCGCUCUUGCCGAAAGAGUGGCGGGCAUCGAAGGCACAGCGAUGGAGGCUCCUCCAGCGGUGGGUCCUUCCUGGAUGAGAAUGACCGUGAGGUCUGCAGUCUGACAGACAGGGCAUUCAGGAGUCUCUGUAUCGGCGAUGAAGCUGUUUAUAAUGACUCAGACCUAAGUCUGUCUUCACCCUGCACUCAGAGAGACAGACAGCUGGCCUUUAGCCAGAGCGGACAGGACAGAGAGGACGGAGAAAGGGAAGAACUUAAAAGAGCUGCAUGUGAGAACUUCAGCCUCAAGGUGCAGCAGUAUGGACAGGACUGGAGCCAUGGAAGAAUGUAUGGAGGUGAGAUUCACAGAGAUCCACAAUGGGAGGUUUAUGGAGAAAGGACACAGGGGAGGAUUUCUGCCACAUUCCAGCACUCCGUUGUGGAAACCUCUCAAAAGGAAAAGUCUUUAAAAGAGGAACGGCUCAACUUUCUCAGCAAUGGAGCCACAGAGUCGAGUUCACAGCAACGCAAAAGCAACUCCAGAGUUUCCUCUCUCAUCAGAGCAUUUAAUUCUGAGCGACACAGGGAUGGAGUAGGGAUGGAUGACAAAAUCAGAGAGUGGAAAGAUGACACGAGCUGGGACAAAUCAGCUCUAAUGAGUAUCCAGAGGGAACUUUCUGAAUUCUCAUCAUACCAGCAAAAUUUUCACAGUGGUCAUUUCCCCUCUUCUGGUCCAUUCUCAUAUGGAGACACCAACCUCCACUCCUUUGGAUCUGAUGUAGCAGCAGUGUCUCACAGUUCUGCAUCUUCUUUUAUGAGAUCUUCACACAAUAAACAGAGCAUGUUCACACAGGUCAGCUGCAACUCUAAUGUCUUUAUACACAGUGAGUUUAGUCCCUUCAAGGUGUGGAGGGACCAUAACAGGUUUCCCUUCCAGCAAGGACAAAUCUCAGGCUUUAUGCACUGUUCUGAGUUUGCUAAAUGGUAUGAGACACCUAUGUACAAGGAGCCUUCACAGAUGGGUCAACCACAGGGUCAUUAUACAGGUAUCAGACAGCCAAGGAGUAACUUGGCACCCAUGAUUUCACCAGCUCUUCCACGUUCCACCUCGACAUCUACAGUGCUACAGAACGCUUCAGCUGUGGAGAAACGCUGUGAGUCAGAGUUGGCAGGUCAUUACCCUCACAGAAAAAGAAGCCAGAGUGUGGGAACCAACAGGCUUCCGUCCCAUCGCCCAUCGACUGCAUCACCCACAAUCGAGAUGUCUCGACGUGUGAGGGACACCAUCAGCUCUGUCAAAGCCCUCCAGCAGAAAAUCAAAAUGAUGACAGAGCAAAAUAUUACUACUGAAGUGACAGAAAACCAACAAACAGUACUUUACAGAAAUGAAAAUGUAAGUCUUGGCAAUAAUGCAGUAACGGUGGCACCUAACACUAUUGGCAGUAACACAAGCGCCACGCCAUUUAACAUCAGCCAGCUGCUGACACCUCUGGUUCAUGCACAUCAAGAAGCUGUUUCUUCUGAUCUCCAACAUUAUGCAACUUCUCCUCAACCUGUAGAGCAUCCUCCAGUACGAGCUGAAAGCAGGGGUGCGACUCCCGACAUUAGGAUGUCCACCUACAAAUCCAGAGCCACGAGUCUGCUCUUCAAUCUCAAAGACAACAGAAAACGAGUAAAAAGCACCUACAGUCCUACCAAAUUUAAAGCAGCGGAGACACCUGAGAAAAACAAACAGCCACCAACACACGAGCCUAGAGAUACUGUGAUAGAUAUCCCUGAAUUUCCAGAUUCAGAAAUUCAAUUUUCACAGCUACAAGAAUCCAGCAGGACAAGUGCUGCUAUGAACCAGUAUCGCAGCCCAGAACUGUCACUUACAAUGUCAAAUUCUCAACCUGUAAUGGCAACUACAGGCCAAUAUGCAGAAUACUCUUUAAGCGAUUACCAGAGAGCUCAGAUGCAAGCCCAGAUGGUUCAUCACUCUGGGUUUACCGGAUUUUUACCUGAAAACUACACCGGCAAUAAGCUGGCUAAUGGACAGAAUCUCCAUGAAGAUUUAGCAUCAUUUGCUCCCUAUAGGCAGGAUACUGUGGCUGAUGUAGGAACUUUAGGAGGGGCUUUAUACACACAUAAACCACCUUAUUCAGCUACAGAAACACCAAGGCUAAAUGCUGACAACAAUCAAAGUGGAGAAUAUUUAAUAAGCAAGCCAAACAUUGAACAACCUUUUAAUGAAACAGUGGGAAGGCUAUUCACAAAGGUGGAGAAAUGUGAGCAGCUCAAACACAACAAACAUGAUUACAGUAAUGUCUCCUUACAGGAUAAGUGGAGGCAGACAAACAGCCAAGAUACAGAAAAGCUCAGCAUGAAUGCAACUAUCUCUCCAUGGAAACAAGAAACAGCUGCUUUAAUGGAAAAGACAAGGCAAGAAAGUCACCAGGACAAAAGAGUGCUUCAAACAUAUUCUGGAUGUAAUGAGAAAACUGAUUUGAAAGAUCAUUAUUUUAAACAGGAUUAUAACAAAUAUAAUGACAAUGAAUGUAUAAGCCAUCAGAUGUUUUCUUCUGCUAAAGACAAACAUAUAGGCAUGAGUGAAACAAGUCAAAGAAAACAAUAUAUGCAAAUUCCAAGGGGACACGAGGUCCAGAGUCUUCAGCCUUCAGAAGUGAAACCACAGUCUGAACAUAAUAUACACAUAAAUUCAUUUAACCCAGACAAAACAUCUGCCCCCCAAAUAGCAGAGCAGAUGACGGAGAGACAGUUUGUUGAGGUCAAGGCUAAACAGGUCAUGGCAGAACAUAUAAAAUCCCACCACACCCAGGCAGAGGUGGCAAAAGUUCAGCAGGGGGCUCAAGUGGAGCAGCCUAAAGCAGAACCCUCUAGGUUAAUUUUAGCAGGGCAGAAUGAUUCGGAGAAAGACGCAGCAGAGCGGGUCAAAUCAGGACUGAUAAAGGAGGAGAGAGUGAAACAAGCCCAAGCAGAACAUAUUAAAGAAAUUAAAGAGGAGAAGAUAAAAGGAGAACAAACAAGACAGUUCAGAGAAAAACAACCAGAGCUUGCCAGAGAGGAGCAGACAAAGGCUGAACAAACCAGAGUACACGAGGUAAGAGAUGAGCCAAGAAAUAUUACAGAGGAAGCAAGAGCUGAGCACAUUAAAAAGGAGCAGGGUAAGCAGGUCAAAGCGGAACGAGCUGAAACAGAGAAGCUAAAAGAAGAGCACAUAAAAACCGAACUGGCAAAAGCCGAGCAGGCUUGGCAGACGAGAAUAGAGGAAGCUAAAACUGAACAGGCCACAGAAAAAUGGAUCAAUGUAGCCCAGGAAGUGGAGGUAACCACUGAACAAGUUAAGAAAGAGCAGACAGAAACAGAACAAUCUGGCACAGAAAAGGUUAAUGUAAAAAUGGCUGGGGCAGAAAAAACAAAAACAGAGCAUGUAAAAGAGCAGCAAACUGAAGGAAAAGAAGUGAAGACAAAUGUCGCUGAAGUGGAGAAGAUCCAAACAGACCACAUUAAAGCUGGGAGUUUCCGAAAAGCAAAGGAAGUAAAAGCUUCAGUUCAUGUGAAUACAGAGCAGUCUAUAACAGAAACAAGCACAACGCAAGAUGCCAAACCUGAAGAGGGAAAAGCAGAAUGGGCAAAGCAGGAGCGAGCUAAAGCAGAGCUAAUAAAAGCAGAAACCAUGCAGGAAAUGUCAGCUAAACUCACAGCUAAACUAACGGCUACACAACUGGUCAAAAGUGAGCCAGAUAAAGUCAAGCAAGUCAAGACCGAGCUGGCUAAAGCUAAAGCAGAGUUAGCCAAAAUAAAAGAGAAAAUGAGAGGUGAGCAAAAAGAGAAAGGCAGACAUGCCAUCAUCAUAAAAGAGGAUGGCACUGCAAAGAACGAUGUUCCUUUAAAGUUAAAUAUAACUGAAAAAGAGAAUUACCCAAAGCAAGAUAAGGAAGUUCAAAAGCAUCAACAGGAAGAAACAGUUAUCAGAAAAGGCAGUGGUCAAUCCAGCAGAGGCAGUGAUGAUUAUGAACAUCUGAGAGAGAAAUAUGGCUGUACUAACAGAAUUUCAACAAACAAAAACAAUUCAUCAGUGGCAGGGAAUGUCUUAUUAAAUGAUCCUUGUGAAAAGCAAGUUUUAUCUCCUAAUAAAGUUGAGAAAGUAAAUAAGGAGAAAUCAACAGAAGAACACAGUCCUACAAGCAGAUUUAUCACAGCUAACCAAAAAAGUAUAGAGGAAGUAGGUGGCUUUAAAUCCAGUGAAGUCUCUGAAAGUCAGCCUGUUUACAAUGAGUCAGCCAAAGAAUCCAAAUUACCCAAUGCCAAUUAUUCUCUAACUAAUGUAAAUAAAAGAGCAAAUUGUGACACUGUUAGCGAUAACACGAAGGACAACAGUGUUGAAAAAUCAGAAAAAUACACCCCUGUGAAGGACACUGAGGUUUCACAGCAAAGAGAUUCUGAUUGGGCCAAACCGCUACCCCAUGAAAGGAAACCUAAGUCAGCUGAGCACAAUGUAGGCGCAAGUAAAGAUCAACAUUUUAUGCCUCCCAAAUCCCUGUCUCAUAAAGAAAGAGCUUUGACCAAGCAAGAGAUUCUGACUUCCAAGAUAAAAGCUCAUGCUGAAAAGGAAAUUUCAGCAAUUAAAGAAAAGGGCUGUGCUAUACGAGAUGGAUUCAUAUCCAAAAAUUCUUCCAAGCAAUUAGCCGGUAGUCAGACAGUUAAGAUACGACAGAGGCCGCCAUCACAGGAGGUGUCUAAAAAGCAUGAAAGUACAAUGCCCAGUAAUGCAACACUGAAACCUCAGAUGGGAUCUUUAGGAGUACAGAUGGACCGUGUCAAGUCUGUUUCACCUUCAAGCUCUGCUACUAUACCAGUUAAAUCUGCAGCAACCACCACUCAUAAUAUCAUGAGCACAACUGAAUGCUUGCUACAAAAUCAAAAGCUGGAGUCCAAACCAAUGCAAAAUAAAGAGCAGCCACUCACACUCAACCAAGGAGAACAGAAAGCAGAUCAUGCAGAAAUAUCUGGAAAACCAAAAGAUGGACUUAAAGACUCUUCAAAUAUAAAAACUGACAUUCCCAACAAAAAGGAAGAAGAUCCUGCAGACGCCACCUGUGUCAAAGCUGCAAGCUCCAAACCUGUGAUGACAGAAAAGGCUGAAAGUAAAGAAGAAGCUUAUGUAGAUUUAGCACCUUCACUAAACAUUGUCUUUGGUCAGAAAAAAGAACCUGCAGCUGAUCAUAGCUUGCAGAUUAUGGGAAUAAUGGUAACUGUACAUGAAAGAAAGCCAACUGUGAACACUGGUCAAGGGAAUAACAAUGCUCAAAAUCAUAUGAAUGAAGAGAACAACAGUUCAGACCUGGAUAAGUGUUCUCCCAACUCAUGUCUAGAAUUAACUGAAAGAAAUAAAUCAUCAAAUGAGGUCAUAAAGAAAAAUAACACACAGGAAACAGAAGAUCAGGCUAAAUUUGUUAGAGAAAGUCAUCCUGAAAAUGUGCAAGAAACACCACUCUCAGAAGCAGUAAAGAACAAUAUGAAGAUGUGUCAGGAAAGGACACAUCCUCAGCAGGAUGGUUCUACUAUGAAUAUAAAACCUCAGGGGGAAACACAGCCAGAAACCUUGACCGAAAAAGGUACCAUCACUGUACCCGCUAAAAAUAAAGUGCCAGGUGAAACUCAACCCCUUCACCACAAAGAGGACAUAAAAGCAAGACAAGGAAAGGAUCACAACACAGAUAAAACGCUAAGAGAGAGGACAGAUGAAGAGAAAAAUCCACAAAAAGUGCAAACAGCUCAUAGCAAUGAGAAUUUUACUGUCACAACAGUGAACACUGGAAUCAACAACAUGAAUGAUGCUGAAAUGCUGAUAAAACAGGUCGCCAAGCAGGCUCUGAAAGAAGAUGUGACAAAUGUGGACAAUCAGGCCAACAUCAGCAAUGUAGAUGGCAAAACAGCACCAUUACUUGAGGAAAACAAACAUGACUCUAUAGUUCCAAAAAUGUUAAACACCAGUCCUUCCAACAAGUUAUUAAAAAAUGAAAACACGCAUGGAUCACACAAACUUCAAUAUAAUGACAGCCAAAUCAGGGAUAAUAAAAAAGAGGACGAUAACGUGCACAUUGACAGCAUUGCCAUCAGAGUUGUACUACCAGUAACUGAGACGGAUAACAUGACGAUAGUUGGAAAAGAAGAUGGUGCAACUUUGCCAUUUGAUGGAGUGCAAGCUAAUAAAGAGAAAGAAGUUACAUCAUCUAGUUGCCAAGAAAAAGUUAUCACUUUAAGCACAGAAGAACAAGCAAGCACUGAGAGAUCUAGUUCUGAUGACAAACAUGUGCUGUCCAGUGUUAGAAAACUGUCUGAUUCGCUGAAAUUUAGCAAUCAACAGAAUAGCAACAAUGCAACAUGCGAGAAUACUCAAUCUGAGAAUGAAGAGCUUGAAAAAGCAAAGAAAUGUGAGGAACUGGUGGGUGAAUCAAAUGAACAACAAGCAGAUGGAGACUACUUUCAAGUACAAGGGAUAACAGAAACCAAUAAUGAGCCACAGUACAAUAGCAUAACUGAUAGAGAUGCAUCAGAGGGAAGGGGACUUCCAGGGUUACCACCAAACAGAACAGCUGCCAGCAAUGAAACACACAAUGAAGGAAAGAUUGAAGCCUUUGUGUUCACUGUGGAUCAAAGUAAAAGAAAAACAACCGAUUCAAGUACAGUUCAAGAUGAAGACGCUAAAAAGAAACAUUGGGAAGCAGAAGAUAAGCUAGAAUCAAAACAGACAGACGGCUCUAGGAAGAGAUGGAAUAAUAAUGAAAAUGCUGAGGCAGAACAAGCUAAUCAGAUUAGAAAACAAAUUGAGAACCACUCCACUGUAUCGGCAACUGAAAGACAAAGUUCAAGAAAUUCAUUCCCAGCAAGGGAGAGCACAUUUCAAGAAAAACCUGAAGUUAAAACAAAACAAAAAGGAAAGCUAUCCACAACACCUGAGAUAUCAGCAAUUGCAGACUAUGCAAGGUUAAAAGUAAUUGUUUCAGAGGACAGAGAAGCAAAUACUUUUCAGGAAUACCCACCCAACAAAAAGGAAGGAUUCUUUCCACUAAUACAGACCCGUCAUAGCAGACGUCCUGUGUUUACUACUGACCCACAAGAGAACUCUGCAAAAGAGAAAUGUUUGCCAGAUAAGACAGAAAUGGGUGCUAAGGCGAAUAAAGUACCCAAAGUACUAGUAUUUCCCAUCACAGACAAAGAGCAUCAAAGAACAGGGAUGUUCAAACUGGGAGAAAAAGAAAGACAAGAUACUAAAGUGAAGGAAAGCCCGGAAGACAAUGCAGCAAAAUACACCCAACACAAAGAAAGGAACCAUUCACCAAAAACUCAGACAAUACAAAUAUCUGAAGCUGGCUCCCAAAAGGGAUGCCAAGAAGAUCAAACUGUUUGUCAGCCAAACAGUCAUUCUUUGCAACCAGCAACAUCAUCUUUUGUAGUUAACGACUCUCUACAUCCAACCAUGGAGCAAAUGCACAACAGGAAAGAAAAUUUGACCCAACAAAUGCAAGAUGGGAGAUUUGAAAAACAUCAAGAUAAAGACCUGGGGCCUAAGACUGACGAUGAGAGGACAGAAAAACUAAAAGAAGAAAGUCUUGAAACUCAGCAUGGAAUAAUCAUAGCAAAGCAGCAGCGUACGAAAAAACAAUUAGAAGAACAGCAAGCAUUCAUGUCUGAAGAGAUAAAAAGAGAAGAAGACAUGAAAAUAAAGCACAUAUUGGAUGAGAGUAGAGCUUCUCUGGCUGAAGAAGAGAGGAGAGCCACUCAGAGGGAAGAGGAGAGGAGAGCAAAAGAGCGUGAGGCCGUAGCUAUUAACAUCAAGGAGAGGCGAGAUAAGCAGAGGGAAGCAGAGAGAAGAUCAGAUGAAGAAAGAAAAGUCAAACAGAAAGAAGAGGAUAUUAGAGCAGAACAAAGAGAAGAAAAAGUGAGAAUGAAAGAAAUUGAGGAAAAGAAGUACAGAAGAAUAGAGGAGCAACAGACAGCUGCACAAGAAGAGCAACAGAGGAAAGCUGCACAAGAAAAGCAGCAAAAAAGAGCUGCACAAGAAGAACAACAAAGAAAAGCUGCACAAGAAGAGCAACAAAGAAGAGCUGCGCAUGAAGAGCAACAAAGAAGAGCUGCGCAUGAAGAGCAACAAAGAAAAGCUGCACAAGAAGAGCAACAAAGAAGAGCUGCGCAUGAAGAGCAACAAAGAAGAGCUGCGCAUGAAGAGCAACAAAGAAAAGCUGCACAAGAAGAGCAACAAAGAAGAGCUGCGCAUGAAGAGCAACAAAGAAUAGCAGAAGAAGAAAAACAGAGGGUUGCAGAAGAACUGAAAAGAAGAGCUGCACAAGAAGAGCAACAAAGGAGAGCUGCACAAGAAGAGCAGCAGAGAAGAGCUGCACAAGAAGAGCAACAAAGGAGAGCUGCACAAGAAGAGCAACAGAGAAGAGCUGCACAAGAAGAGCAACAAAGGAGAGCUGCACAAGAAGAACAACAGAGCAGAGCUGCACAAGAAGAGCAACAAAGGAGAGCUUCACAAGAAGAACAACAAAGGAGAGCUGCGCAAGAAGAGCUAAAGAGAAGAUCUGUGCAUGAAGAGCAACUAAGAAUAGCACAAGAAGAAAAACAGAGGAUUGUAGAAGAACAACAAAGGAGAGCUGCACAAGAAGAGCAACAAAGGAAAGCUGCACAAGAAGAGCAGCAGAGAAGAGCUGUACAAGAAGAGCAACAAAGAAGAGCUGCACAAGAAGAACAACAAAGGAGAGCUGCACAAGAAGAGCAACAAAGAAGAGCUGUGCAUGAAGAGCAACUGAGAAUAGCACAAGAAAAACAGAGGGCUGCUGAAGAACUGAAAAGAAGAGCUGCACAAGAAGAACAACAGAGGAAAACUACACAAGAAAAGCUACAGAGAGCUGCAGAAGAAGAGCUACAGAUGAAAGUCGCUCAAAGAGAGCAACAAAGGAGAGCAGUUCAAGAGAUUCAACAGAGGAGGAGAGCAGCUUUGAUUGAGGAACAACGACAGAUUGAGGAGAAGAUACUUGCCAAUACCGAGGCAGACAAGAAAAGAAAACCAAGAGAAGGAGAUAAAGUUAUGCAUAUUUCAGAAGAGGAAAUGAUCGAACAGAUACAAAUAGAAGAGCAAAAGAGACUAAGGCAGAAAAAGGAAGAAUGGAUCAGAACUCAAAAAAGGGAGGCAGAAAUGAGAGCUGUAGAAAGAGUAAACAUCAUAAAGGAAGAAAAGCAAGCCAACGAGAGGCCUAAACUUCAUGAAAACAGCCAAGAAGCACUGAAAAAUGAGAUGAGAAUGGAAAAAGAAGGCAUGCUAGCUCAAAGAGAGAAUAACAUCAAGGCUAACAAGAGAGAAGAAGAAAAGUUAACAGCUGACAGUGAGAAGGUGAGAGAUACUCGGAGAGAGCAAAAAAGAGCAGCACAGGUGGAUGCUCUCCAGUACUAUGCCAUCACUUCAACAGAAUCAGAGACAAAACAAAGAGAAAGGCAACUAUGCUCCCCUUCACCCUCCCAACAAAGAAACAAUCUAUCAGAAAAUGAGUCAACUGAGUCCCAUGGGUCCCACACGAGAUCUUAUAGACCCCAUGCCCCUGCAUCUCCAGCUCCAUCUCUGCCCCGAUCCAACACUUCCUCACCUGCUCUAGGAGUCAAGCCCUUAAUGUUCAGAGUAAAGGACAACACUUUCAGAGGUUCCACUUCCACCAAAUCGGUUAAGCCACGAUUCUAUAAGAGCUUUGGAGAAGAUUUCCGGGUGGGUUCACCCAGUGACAGGGGAUUAGAGAAAAGAGAGGAAGAACAGGAGAAAAUAAGACACAGUGCUGGAACUCCUGUCCAGCAUCACACAAGUUUAAAUAGACUCACUGCUAUCAGUGAAUCUUCAACUUUCCAGUCAGCAUCUUCACCACAGGAUCACUCAGCCCCUAUCCCUCAUUAUAGGCCCUUUUCCAGGAGAAGCAUUGCUAUGGAGGAAGAUGACUCACGCUCUCUUAUCAGCAAUAUGUCUGAAGAUGUGGAAAGUUUUGCCACCAGUGCAGCAGACCUGGCAGACAUACGAGGUCUUUAUGACAACGAAAGACCAGAAUCAGCAUGUAGCUUCAGCAGUGAUGUGUCCCGUUCUUUGGGCAAGCCUCCAGCUGUUCCCCCAAAGAGCGAGAAAGCCCUACGGAGGGCUCAAAGGCUAACUACCCGGAGAAUGAAGAAAGAGUUGUCCAAAGUUGGCGCAGACAGCCUUUCUGCAGUUGAGAAAGAUGUCUCCACUAUUCGUUCCUCUUCAGCUACUGAGGUACGAUCCUCUAAUCGCCAUGCUAUGGCUUCCCCUCAUUUUUCCUCACCUGUCUCCCUUGCUAAUGCUCCUGUGUCGGGGUCCAGCUUGCCUUCCACCCAUACAGAACACCAGUCUUCUCACCACUCUUUCCACGCUUCCCCUCAUGCCACUGGUCCUAUUUCUAUCCCUCAUACUGCCGCUGUUUCCCUCCCUGGUGUGUCUCAUUAUGCUACUGGCCCUGCUUCCCAUACUGCUGUUCCUAAGACUGUUGCUCAUGUUCCCUCUUCUCCCACUUUCCACCAAGCCAACCACCCAGCUCCAGUGACACAGUAUCAUGUAGAGUCAAGCUAUCCCCAGGCCUACCCUCUGACCCAGCGCAAGGUGCUGCAAGACCCCGGUUCUGGUCAGUAUUUUGUAGUGGACCUGCCUGUUCAAGUGAAAAAGAAGACUUUCUUUGACCCACAGACAGGAAAGUAUAUUCAACUGAAUGUGCGCGAGUCUGGCAAGAGCAUCUCGCAACCUCAACCCCAGCAAACAUGCCCACAGCCUCAGAUGCAGAUCAAGUCCCAGCAACAGCCCUUCUCCCAGACUUUUCCUGCUGGCAAACCCUUUGUGCUUUAUCAAGGGUAUCACCAACACUACCAGCCUCCAAGUAUCAACUCCCUGCAUCCCAACAAGUCGCAGAUUCCUGCAACUCUCCACCAGAACCAGCAGCCUGGAUGUCAGGCUUUUGAACUGGGACAAAACUCUGAAGGGCAUCGCUACAGUCCAGAGAAGACUCCGUACAUGGACACGGUUAAUGACAAAGACAAAACAUAUAACACAAUUUACAGCACACAUGGCUCAUAUGAGUCGUUCCCAGAGUGUGACACAAACAGCCAGCUUGCAGGAAGCUCAGUUUGUGAAAAUGAUAACUCAGCCCACUCUCAACAUCAUCCUCGUGAUAUAAUAGCUAUGAGUGAACUGGAUGACUUUAUGGAGGUGUCUGAUUGGUGAGAGUAAAGACUGAUAUUAGAUAUUUAAUAAAGUAAAGAGUGAAUGGAUCAUAAUAUACAUGAUUUUAAGUGGUUGCAAAUGACUUUUUCAAGUGAAAAUAGUCUCAGAAUGUUUUUGGUUUGUAGUUUUAAUAAGUCUCUAUAGCAAACUGUUAUAUUGUUUGUGCUUUUGGAGAUUUGCUGUUGAUUUAUUUAUUGUUUUACAGAGUUCACCAUUCCAUUUGACUUUGAAUGUGAGAAGCUAAGCUAUGCUUCUUGUGUAAACAGUAUCAUUAGCACUGCCUGUUCAACCUAAUUGACUUUUAUUAUAUAUCAUACAGUAUAUCAGAAGUUGCUUGGAAAAACUUUUGCUACUGACAAGCCUGCUUGACCUUUAAGCACAAAUUGGAGAUUUUGAGACUCAUAGUUUUUUAAUUCAGCCAUGUAUGAAGUGAAAAAAUGGUGAUGUGGCUGUUGCUGUUUUUAAGAAUUAAUAUCAUACAGUAGUCUAUUUUUUAAGCUGAAUGUUUGUAAAAAAAAUUGUUUCUGGGUUGCUGUGAAACAGUAGCGUGACAUGGGCUGAAUCAGAUGAUAAUCAAUUAAUCAUUUCUCAUCACGGUGGCUGUAUUUUAAACCUCAUUGUAAAAGUUAGAAAUAAACCAAAAAGAAAAGAUAAAAAGGUUCAUGCAAGAGGCUGAUUUUAUUUUACAGCCAUAAUAUAAUGUAAUAUAAUGACAUCCUGCUCUGACUUUUGAAAUGUACCCUGGGCCUGAGUGAUUCAAAAUGAAGAGUCUUUUUAUGAUUGCAUAAGACAAUUACAAUGUGCUAUUGUAAUGUGCAGUAAUAUGUCCUGAGAGAUAAAGGAAAAUAACAUUUUGUUGAUGGCAUUUAUUUUGUGUCCUUUUUACUGUAUGAAGCGAUCCAAAUGUUUAAAUCUUUUAAUAUUAUA